AUUCGCAAAUUUGUGACAAGGAGGUUCAACCUACAUGGAUUUUUUCGGUCAAUUUAGUUUUUACAAAUCUUUAAAAAUGUCGGAACUGCAGCAAUGACAGAUGACAGACAACAACAUCUUAGGCCCGCUGUAAGUAGUGGUCAAAAUUAUUCAUUGAAUUAUGAAGAUGUCAUAAAGAAAUGGAAACGUCCGAUACAUUUUAAAAAAUCCCAAAUGUUUCCAUUUUAUACCUACAGCAUGGAAUAACUGGUUGAUCCAUAAAUACCCAUUCCUUUCAUAAUAGCACCAAAACUCGACUCCACCAUGUCAUAUUUCGCACAGAGAUGUCUCCGCGCGCUCAAUUUAAGCGCUGUCAAAAACGUGAAAACCAUUAGACAAGUACACCGCCGCGCAGUCAACCAAACAAGACUAGUCAGCCCCCAAGCAACCAUCAGUGAGCAGCAACCAUCGCGAUACUUCUGGUUGCUUCUGACAGUAUUUGCUGCUUCUCUGGAUGAAGAGGAAGAAGCCCCGCCAUCGUUUGCGACCACUUUUCAGUCAGAAAACGUGCGACCCAUUCAGAAAGUUUCGGAAUUAGAAGCGUUGCUAGACAAUGCGGGCGACAAGUUGGUGGUCAUCUUCUGCAUGGUCCGCUGGUGUCCUUUCUGCAGGAGGAUUGCUCCUACAGUUGAGGACAUUGCUAAGGGAACGCAGAACGUAGUCAUGCUCAAGCUGGAUAUGGAUGACCAAGAAGCGGAAUCCUCGAGAAUCAUGGCUCGCUACAACGCCUACUACGUGCAACAGAAUCGCUUCGCCGUCGGUCUGCCGACCUUCGUGUUAAUCAAAGACGGGGCAAAGUUGGAGCACUUCAGCAGCGCUGAUGAAGGAAGGCUGAGGGGCGCCAUCAGGAAAUAUACUGCGUAAUGGAAGCAAUC
Molecule: messenger RNA, 914 nt
Organism: Cydia fagiglandana
Lineage: Eukaryota; Metazoa; Arthropoda; Insecta; Lepidoptera; Tortricidae
Product: thioredoxin-like
Exons: 4
Coding region: 304-903 (199 amino acids)
Source: RefSeq, a predicted model, not a curated record